Molecule: messenger RNA, 1754 nt
Organism: Camellia sinensis
Lineage: Eukaryota; Viridiplantae; Streptophyta; Magnoliopsida; Ericales; Theaceae
Product: protein SAR DEFICIENT 1
Biological process (GO): regulation of salicylic acid biosynthetic process
Cellular component (GO): nucleus
Molecular function (GO): DNA-binding transcription factor activity; sequence-specific DNA binding; calmodulin binding
Source: RefSeq, a predicted model, not a curated record
UAUCCCUAACCCUCUUUCUCCAACCUCCAACAACUCACUCUCUCUCUCUCUCUCUCUCUCUCUCUCUCUCUACAGUUAUAUGCUGGUUUCUUUACAUUUAAGGUUUUGAUUCUCUAAAUAAUGUCAUCCAAACGGUUUUUCGAUGAAUCUAAGACCGACCCAGAUCACCCAAAUGGAAAAAAAAUCAGACCUACACCUUCCUUGUCGUCUAAAAUUGGAGAAGUAGUUGUGGGGAAUUUCUUAGAAAAUUUCUGUUCAGUGCUGGAGCCAAUGCUCAGAAGAGUGGUGAGUGAAGAGAUGGAACAUGGCCUAAGAUCUGGUGGAAGAUUUUUAACUAGGUCACCUUCAUUGAGAAUUCAAACCCUCGAACCGUCAGCCUUAAAAUUAAUUUUCAAUAAAAGCCUUUUGCUACCAAUAUUCACUGGCAGCAAGAUAGUGAAUAUCGAAAACUCUCCUCUUCAAAUCCUUCUGGUAGACACAACAUCUGAUCAAUUAGUUCCAACAGGUCUUUCACAUCCAACAAAAGUAGAGAUUGUAGUCCUUGAUGGGGACUUUCCUCCCAAAGACCACAACAUGUGGACCAGCGAAGAAUUCGAUAAGAAGGUCAAGAGGGAGAGAACUGGGAAGCGACCAUUGCUCGCCGGAGAUGUGCUAGUUACCAUGAGAGAUGGGGUUGCACAUGUCGGAGAAAUUGAAUUUACCGAUAAUUCGAGUUGGACUCGAGGCAGAAAAUUUAGGCUCGGUGCAAGAGUGGUUCAAAGAAGCAAUCAGGGUGCUGUUAGGGUACGUGAAGCCAUGACCGAACCUUUUGUUGUCAAAGACCACCGUGGAGAAUUGUAUAGAAAACAUCAUCCACCCAAUCUAGAAGAUGAGGUAUGGAGACUAGAGAAGAUUGGAAAAAAUGGAGCUUUCCAUAAGAAGCUAGCAUCUGAAGCCAUUAACACAGUCCAAGACUUCUUGAAGAUGUCUGUUGUGGAACCAAACAAACUUAGAAAGAUAUUAGGUGUUGGGAUGUCGGAUAAAAUGUGGGAAAUAACAAUAAAGCACGCAACAACCUGCAUUAUGGGAAACAAACUGUAUAUUUCCCGGGGAGCCGACUACACCAUUACUUUGAAUCCUAUAUGUCAAGUUUUCAAGGCUGUGAUUAAUGGCCAAACAUUGUUGCCUACUACUCGGAAUUUGACAACCAUGAAUAGGGCCUAUCUUCAGAAUUUGGUGAGAGAUGCAUAUCAAAAUUGGAAUUCCUUGGAAGAAGUAGAUGGACUUUUGAAUGAGACUACGGCAACACUACUACUAACCCAAGGUGAGGAGGUGGCUUCAGUGCCAAGCAAUGCACACAUGGCGGAGGAGUACUUCAACAAUGAUUGGCCACUUCUUAAUUCAACACCUCUCUUUUCCACUCCCUUUGAUCCUUCUUCUGGUCUUCGUUAUUAUAACGUCUCGGACUCUUCAUCAGACGGUGUGAAUUAAUUAAUUAACUACCCAAGCGAAUCGAGUUGAUAAUUAAUUCAAGAUCCUGUUAAUUAUGAUGUGUGUAGCUGUAAACAUAUGUAAAAUUUGUCCUGUAAUAUUUGUGGACCCUACCUACACUACCUAUUGUAAAAUAUUUUGCGGUUUGGCUCCUUGGCAUAGAGACAAGGAAAUCAAUAUGAAAUAUCAACCCAAGAUGGGCCUAAUUUUGUAUGUGAUAAUAAUUGCACAUAAUUUUGUACUAAUACAACCAUCUUUCUUUAAAAUUUGGAUCUUCUAUAAUA